AUGAAUGAUGCUCUCACCAAGAUGCAAACCAACAUUGAUGAUUUGAGAGGCAUGGAAAAGAAACAUAAAGAAGAUAUUGCAAAAGAAGAAAUCGAGUUGGCUGCAACAAAUGAUGAACUUGAGCAGGGAAGAAUCAACCAGAAAAUUGAUCUGCUGAGAGAGGAACUUGAUCUCAUUGAAGCACACAUCCCUAUUCUAAUUAAUGAGAGACACACUUUGGUGAGGGCAAAAACCAUGAAACCUAUAUCCACGGUUUUCAAGACUUCAUACAAUGCUAAAAGAAAAUUCUACAAUUGA
Molecule: messenger RNA, 297 nt
Organism: Microthlaspi erraticum
Lineage: Eukaryota; Viridiplantae; Streptophyta; Magnoliopsida; Brassicales; Brassicaceae
Source: the annotation of a GenBank genome assembly